AUUUAUUGCACAAUAAUAGUGUAUAAAUAAAGCAUACCAAAAGAGAAAAAUAAUUACGUCCAAUAGAGCCAUGCACGAGAACGCCUACUCUUAAGGCGAUGAUAACAUUUUCUGCAAUUUCUAUUGUGCGAUCAAAUAUAAUGCGUUAUUUCAUUUGCCUGUUCAUCAUUAUUGUGGCAAAGUCUUCCUUCUGCAAUGGUCACGGUCGCUUGAUUGAGCCACCAAGUCGGGCAUCGGCCUGGCGUUAUGGCUUUAGCACACCGCCCGACUACAACGACCACGAGUUAUACUGUGGAGGCUUUACGCGUCAGUGGAAACGUAACGGUGGUAAAUGUGGCGAAUGUGGUGAUGCGUGGGAUAUGCCAGAGCCCAGGCCCCAUGAACACGGAGGCCAAUGGGGGCAAGGUGUCAUUGUGCGCCGAUAUUCCCCUGGGGCUGAAAUGACAAUUCGUGUGGAAUUAACUGCAAGUCAUAUGGGAUAUUUUGAAUUUAGACUCUGCCCUGAAGCCAAGGCGAAGCAAGAUUGCCUAGAUCAAAAUGUACUAACGUUAAAGUCUGGUUCGCCAGCUCAGCCAGCACCUGGAGAUUUAGCCACAAGAUUUUAUCCGAGGAACGGUAGCAGAAUUUAUGAAAUGAAGGCUCAACUACCAGAUAUGACCUGUCACCAAUGCGUGCUGCAAUGGCGCUAUAUUGCUGGAAACAAUUGGGGCAUCUGUCCAGAUGGAAAUGGUGCUGUUGGCUGUGGGGAACAAGAAGAAUUUAGGUCGUGCGCGGACAUUGCCCUGGGCGAAGACUCUCAAACUCCUAUGCGUCCUGUGCGGCCAAGUGUGCGCACCACAAAACGUCCUGCAGUUACCGAAUCAACAGCUACUCAACCCACUCAUCACGAUACCCCUACCGAGCCCUUCAAUUAUGUUCCUCUUUUACUACUUCUCAUUGUUAUACUCUUGCUGCUUUGCAUCUUUGCUAUAUGGUAUCUGAAUCGUCAAAAUAAUCCAAUUAUUGCCAAAUGUAAAGACUAUUUCCAUCAACGCAUUUGCAAGAAAAGUACACCAAUAGUCUCGGCUUCUAAAAAAUCGUCUCUUCCCGCCAUAAUUUCCCAUUUACCACUUUAUGGUUUUCUAAAGCCGGGUCAGCAGCACCAGUUGGCAAGCGGACCGGAGACAGCACCAGUACCACCGCCACGCACCAGGCGCAACAGGAACAUCUCGUUAGGCGAAUCAAGUGCAGCCUAAUUUUAUAAAAAUCGUACCAAACAUUGCACGCAAAAAAAAAAAAAGAAAUAUUAGUUUUCGGAAUCCGAAGCAAGAAAUGAAAGUCUGCUAAAUGAUGAUUAUUUAGGAUAAGUUUUACAAUCCAUUCAGAUCACUUUGAAUUUUGUUGGUUUAUAUUUAAAUUUGAUUAUAAGUUUGUGAUAAAUUGUUA
Messenger RNA from Stomoxys calcitrans (stable fly), 1425 nucleotides. RefSeq lists its product as uncharacterized. The transcript has 4 exons. Lineage: Eukaryota; Metazoa; Arthropoda; Insecta; Diptera; Muscidae. The coding region runs from base 99 to 1235 and encodes 378 amino acids. The record is from RefSeq and is a predicted model, not a curated record.